GGAACCACAGCCACCGCAACCACACCAGUCAUAACUACAACAACAAUGGCUGCAACCACAGCUACUGCAAUCACAACCGCACUCACAGCUGCCCCAACUACAGCCACUAUAAUCAUAAGUGCUACAUCCACAGACACCACAAACACAAGUCUUCAAACCACAGCAAAAGCAUCCACAGCCUCUGCAACUACUGACGCCACAGCUUUAAAAACUACUUAUAUAACCACAGACAACACAGCUGACUAUACCACAACCACUGCAACCACAGCAGCCAAAAUCACAGACACCACAGUAAUAACUCCUACAACCACAGACAGUAUACCCACAGGUGCCCCAACUACAGCUGCUAUAAUCAUAAGUGCUACAACCACAGACUCCACAGACACAAGUCUUCAAAACACAGUGAUUGCAAACACAGCCUCUGAAACCACAGACACCACAGCUACAAACACUAUACCCACUGCUGCCACAACUACAGCCACUAAAAGCACAACUGAUACAAACAUAGAUAUCACAACCACAGCACUUCAAACCAUAAUCAUUGAAAUCCCAGUUACCAACACCACAGAUGCCACAACUACAGACACCAUAUCAACCACAGAGACCACUACUGCAAAAACAGCCAAAACAAACAAAGCCACCAUAAUCACAACCACUACAGCCACAGAUGCAACAAACACAGAUACCACACACACAACUUUUGCAACAGUUCCAACAAUCACAGCUCCUAUAAUCACUGAUGCCACAACCCCAGCAAUUGCAACCACAGCCUCUGAAACCACAGACACCACAGCUACAAACAUUAUACCCACUGCAUCCCCAAUUCCAGCCACAAAAAGCACAACUGAUACAAACACAGAGGUCACAGCCACAGCUCUCCAAACCACAAUCGCUGCAAUCCCAUUCACGAACACCACAGAUGCCACAUCUACAGACACCACACCAACCCUUGCCACCACAACUAUAGAGACCACUACUGCAACCACAGCCAAAACAAACAAAGCUACCAUAAUCACAACCACUACAACCACAGAUGCAACAAACACAGAUACCACACACGCAACUUUUCCAACAGUUCCCACAAUCACAGCUGCUAUAAUCACUGAUGCCACAACCCCAGCCAUUGGAACCACAGCCACCGCAACCACACCAGUCAUAACUACAACAACAAUGGCUGCAACCACAGCUACUGCAAUCACAACCGCACUCACAGCUGCCCCAACUACAGCCACUAUAAUCAUAAGUGCUACAUCCACAGACACCACAAACACAAAUCUUCAAACCACAGCAAAUGCAACCACAGCCUCUGCAACCACAGACACCACAGCUUUAAAAACUACUUAUAUAACCACAGACAACACAGCUGACUACACCACAACCACAGCAGCCAAAACCACAGACACCACAAUAACAACUCCUACAACCACAGACACUAUACCCAUGGCUGCCCCAACUACAGCUGCUAUAAUUAUAAGUGCUACAACAACAGACUCCACAAACACAAGUCUUCAAAACACAGUGAUUGCAAAAACAGCUUCUGCAACCACAGACACCACAGCUACAAACACUAUACCAACUGCUGCCCCAAAUCCAGCCACAAAAAGCACAACUGAUACAACCACAGCUCUCCAAACCACUAUUAUUGCAAUCCCAGUCGCCAACAUCACAGAGGCCACAACAAUAGACACCACACCAACCAUAGAGACCACUACUGUAGCCACAGGCAAAACAAACAAAGCCACCAUAAUCACAACCACUACAACCACAACCACAAGUCUUCAAACCACAGUGAUUGCAGAAACAGCCUCUGCAACUACAGACAGCACAGCUACAAACACUACACACACUGCAGCCCCAACUACAGCCACAAAAAGCGCAACUGAUACAAACACAGAGGUCACAACCAUAGAGACCACUACUGUAGCCACAGGCAAAACAAACAAAGUCACCAUAAUCACAACCACUACAACCACAGAUGCCACAAACACAGAUAACACACACAGAGCUUUCCCAACCACAGUUCCCACAAACACAGCAAUCAUAGAUGCCACAACCCCACCCAUCAGAACCACACCAGUCAUAACUACAACCACAAUGCCUGCAAACACAGCCACUGCAAACACAGCCACACUCACAGCUGUCCCAACUACAGCCUCUGCAAUCAUACAUCCUACAACCACAGAUACCACAAACACAAGUCUUCAAACCACAGUGAUUGCAAAAACAGCCUCUGCAACUACAGACAGCACAGCUACAAACACUACACACACAGCAGCCCCAACUACAGCCACAAAAAGCGCAACUGAUACAAACACAGAGGUCACAACCAUAGAGACCACUACUGUAGCCACAGGCAAAACAAACAAAGCCACCAUAAUCACAACCACUACAACCACAGAUGCCACAAACACAGAUAACACACACAGAGCUUUCCCAACCACAGUUCCCACAAACACAGCAAUCAUAGAUGCCACAACCCCACCCAUCAGAACCACACCAGUCAUAACUACAACCACAAUGCCUGCAAACACAGCCACUGCAAACACAGCCACACUCACAGCUGUCCCAACUACAGCCUCUGCAAUCAUACAUCCUACAACCACAGAUACCACAAACACAAGUCUUCAAACCACAGUGAUUGCAAAAACAGCCUCUGCAACUACAGACAGCACAGCUACAAACACUACACACACUGCAGCCCCAACUACAGCCACAAAAAGCGCAACUGAUACAAACACAGAGGUCACAACCAUAGAGACCUCUACUGUAGCCACAGGCAAAACAAACAAAGCCACCAUAAUCACAACCACUACAUCCACAGAUGCCACAAACACAGAUAACACACACAGAGCUUUCCCAACCACAGUUCUCACAAACACAGCAAUCAUAGAUGCCACAACCCCACCCAUCAGAACCACACCAGUCAUAACUACAACCACAAUGCCUGCAAACACAGCCACUGCAAACACAGCCACACUCACAGCUGUCCCAACUACAGCCUCUGCAAUCAUACAUCCUACAACCACAGAUACCACAAACACAAGUCUUCAAACCACAGUGAUUGCAAAAACAGCCUCUGCAACUACAGACAGCACAGCUACAAACACUACACACACUGCAGCCCCAACUACAGCCACAAAAAGCGCAACUGAUACAAACACAGAGGUCACAACCAUAGAGACCACUACUGUAGCCACAGGCAAAACAAACAAAGCCACCAUAAUCACAACCACUACAACCACAGAUGCCACAAACACAGAUAACACACACAGAGCUUUCCCAACCACAGUUCCCACAAACACAGCAAUCAUAGAUGCCACAACCCCACCCAUCAGAACCACACCAGUCAUAACUAAAACCACAAUGCCUGCAAACACAGCCACUGCAAACACAGCCACACUCACAGCUGUCCCAACUACAGCCUCUGCAAUCAUACAUCCUACAACCACAGAUACCACAAACACAAGUCUUCAAACCACAGUGAUUGCAAAAACAGCCUCUGCAACUACAGACAGCACAGCUACAAACACUACACACACUGCAGCCCCAACUACAGCCACAAAAAGCGCAACUGAUACAAACACAGAGGUCACAACCAUAGAGAUCACUACUGUAGCCACAGGCAAAACAAACAAAGCCACCAUAAUCACAACCACUACAACUACAGAUGCCACAAACACAGAUAACACACACAGAGCUUUCCCAACCACAGUUCCCACAAACACAGCAAUCAUAGAUGCCACAACCCCACCCAUCAGAACCACACCAAUCAUAACUACAGCCACAAUGCCUGCAAACACAGCCACUGCAAACACAGCCACACUCACAGCUGUCCCAACUACCUCUGCAAUCAUACAUCCAACAACCAUAGAUACCACAAACACAAGUCUUCAAACCACAGUGAUUGCAAAAACAACCUCUGCAACUACAGACAGCACAGCUACAAACACUACACACACAGCAGCCCCAACUACAGCCACAAAACACACAACUGAUACAAACACAGAGGUCACAACCAUAGAGACCACUACUGUAGCCACAGGUAAAACAAACAAAGUCACCAUAAUCACAACCAAUACAACCACAGAUGCCUCAAACACAGAUACCACACACACAGCUUUCCCAACCACAGUUCCCACAAACACAGCAAUCAUAGAUGCCACAACCCCACCCAUCAGAACCACACCAGUCAUAACUACAGCCACAAUGCCUGCAAACACAGCCACUGCAAACACAGCCACACUCAUAGCUGUCCCAACUACCUCUGCAAUCAUACGUCCUACAACCACAGAUACCACAAACACAAGUCUUCAAAACACAGUGAUUGCAACCACAGCCUCUGCAACUACAGACACCACAGCUACAAACACUAUACCCACUGCUGCCACAACUACAGCCACAAAAAGCACAACUGAUACAAACACAGAGGUCACAACCACAGCACUCCAAAGCACAAUCAUUGCAAUCCCAGUCACGAACACCACAGAUGCCACAACUACAGACACAACACCAACCACUGAGACCACUACUGCAACCACAGCCAAAACAAACAAAGCCAUCAUAAUCACAACCACUACAGCCACAGAUGCAACAAACACGGAUACCACACACGCAACUUUUCCAACAAUCACAGCUGCUGUGAUCACUGAUGCCACAACCCCAGCCAUUGGAACCACAGCCACCCCAACCACACCAGUCAUAACUACAGCCACAAUGGCUGCAAACACAACCACACUCACAGCUGCCCCAACUACAGCCACUAUAAUCAUAAGUGCUACAACCACAGACACCACAAACACAAGUCUUCAAACCACAGCAAAUGCAACCACAGCCUCUGCAACCACAGACACUGCAGCUUUAAAAACUACUGACUACACCACGACCACUGCAACCACAGCAGCCAAAAUCAUAACUGCUACAACCACAGACACUAUACCCACAGAUGCCCCAACUACAGCUGCCAUAAUCAUAAAUGUUACAAACACAAACACUAGAAACACAAGUCUUCAAACCACAGCAAUUGUAACCACAGACUCUGCAACCACAAAUACCACUGCUACAAACACUGCUGAUAUAAACACAGACACAACAGCAGACCACACCACAACUACAACCACUGCUACCAUAGCAGCCACAACCUCAGACACCACAAUCAUAACUGCUACAACUGCAGACACUAUAACCAUGCUUGCCACAACUACAGCCACAACAAUCCCAGCCACCAACACCACAGUCGCCACUAUAGACACCACACAAACCAUCAUUACCACAACUAUAGAUACCACUAUGGCAGCCAUAGCGAAAACAAACAAAGCCACCACAAUCACAAACACUCCAACCACAGAUGCAACAAACACAGAUACCACACACACAACUUUUCUAACUGCAGUUCCCACAGUCACAGCCGCUAAAUUCACAGAUGCCACAACCCGAGCUAUUGGAACCACAGCCACCCCAGCCACAGCAGUUAUAAAUUCAACCACAAUGGCUGCAAACACAACCACACUCACAGCUGCCCCAACUACAACCACUAUAAUCAAAAAUACUAUAACCACAGACACCACAAACACAAGUCUUCAAACCACAGUGACUGCAACCACAGCCUCUGCAACCCCUAAUAUAACUGCUGCCCUGACAGCCAAUAUCACCACAAACACAGCAUUUGCAACAAUCUCAGCCGCAACAACCCUAGACAUAAAAAACAUUCUCAAUCUAACAAUAACCACAGCAACCACAAGCCCAGCCAACACAACUGCCCAAACUACAGCCACUACAACCACAAAUAUAGCCAACACAACCACAACGCCUACUUCCACAACCAAAACCAUCAAAAUCAUCACAACCACAGGUGCCACAACCCAAGGUAAGAUUUCAAACCUUUUAAAUUUUGUUGAAGGUAAACUGUAAU
Molecule: messenger RNA, 5908 nt
Organism: Pangasianodon hypophthalmus (striped catfish)
Lineage: Eukaryota; Metazoa; Chordata; Actinopteri; Siluriformes; Pangasiidae
Product: mucin-3A-like
Exons: 1
Coding region: 46-5907 (1953 amino acids)
Source: RefSeq, a predicted model, not a curated record